Naegleria gruberi is the source of this 1701-nucleotide messenger RNA. RefSeq lists its product as uncharacterized. The transcript has a single exon. The coding region runs from base 1 to 1701 and encodes 566 amino acids. Lineage: Eukaryota; Heterolobosea; Eutetramitea; Acrasida; Naegleriidae. The record is from RefSeq and is a predicted model, not a curated record.
AUGAACAAUGACAAUGUGGGAAACACCUUUCAACAAAAUCAAACCAAUUUUCGGAGGAAAUUCAUAGUCAUCUUUAUAGUUAUCCAAUUAUUCUUCUACUUUUACUUUCAAAUCCAAAAAUCUGCUCUUCAUACAUCAUCAUCAACUUCCUCACCUCUGAAUGGCCAAUUAGGUGCUGGAGGUUCUGAUCACGAUUCAGCAACACUCGGAGGAGGAGGAGGUGGUGGUGGUGGUGGUGAAAAUAUUUUCGACGAUGUUCACUCUCAUCAAUACAAAAGGGAUCAGGAAUAUAAUUAUAAUUACAAUCAGAAUAGAAUUCGUCUGAAUAUCAUGCUGCAGGAGGAUUCGCCGUACAAUUUUAUAUUGGCAGAGAUUGCUGCGUUGGUGUAUUUUGAUUUUGUUUUUCAUUCAUCGUUGGUGCAGGAGAGAAAUUACUUUAACAUGUUGGCUUGGGAUACGAAAUUUGCAUCAUUUGGUGAUCGAUUUAAGAAGAAUGAAAAGAUUUAUUUCAGAUUUUUAUUUCCUAAGGAGGAAAAUAUGAUUUUGAGAGUUUCAUCAAACUCAAAGAAAGUUGGUGGAAAAUUGGAUUCGGAGGAGUAUAAUCGAUGGGAUAGUAGAUUGUCACUCAGUCAGCAGGAAUCAUUUCUCAAACAUUUUAUUCAAAUGACGUUUGGAAGUAAGGGAUUUUCAUUGGCCUACUCUGAGGAUUACAAGUUAGGACAUUUGGAAGAGGAAAAUGUACAUUUUAAACAUUUACAAAAAUCCUAUAUGCAGUCAAUAUUCAACAAUGAUCGAUAUACCAGAUUUUUGAAGAGUUUUAGACUUUCAGAUAAGAUUCAACAAGAAUCUAAUCAUGAUAAACAAAGAGAGGAAUCAAUAUUUAUCAAUCAUAGACCAAAGGACAAAUUUUCAGACUAUUCUACGAUUCACAUUACUGAUUUACUCAAUAUGGAUUAUGGAACUACAAUGGAGGUAGAAUCAAUUGAACUUAUUCAACAACAUUUUGAAAAUCUACUCGAAACAAGUACAAAGAAACAAAAACGAUUGAAAUAUGCCAUGAAAAGCAGAGCACUCAAUUAUGUUCUCUUUUACCUGAAUCAACAAAAUUUAUUACCAAUUUUGAAUCAAACCAAGUUUGAAAUUGAUGAAGAAACUAGUCAUUUGAAGGGUAAACAUCUGGGCUCCAUUUACUUGGUGCUUGCAUCAAGUCCAGAUUGGAUUCGUUCAUGGUUUACCUAUAAAGUAAGAUCUGCUGAUACCAAUGCACUCAGACAUUCCUCCAAGAAGAAAGUUCUAUUGGAUAAGCUCAUGGCCUCUAUCAAGCAAAAGGGACACAGCAAACACUCACAAAUUCACUAUGUAAUCAGAUUUUGGAUUCAGGGACAUUGUGAUACCUAUUGUCGAUUGAAUGUCAUCAAGACGUAUCACUAUUUCAAAGAGCUCCAAAGCAAUUUCCCAAAUAUUUUCAAUUUUUCUGUGCUGUUCAAUGUGGAUGAAUCAGUUCAGGCCUCUCUCUACAUUUCCAUUGAGAAGGAGGAACAAGUGAGUCCAAUUAUCAAUCACUUGAAUUGUAAGAAGAGUUGUGUGAAGGAAAUUGUUCUCCAUCACGAAAAGGCAAUGAAGAAAUUGAAAAAGAUUGAGGUAUCUGCAUCCUCUUCCUCUCCAACGAUACCCAAAAUUAACACUAUUUCACAAAGAUAA